CAUGAGCCCUCUGAUCAUCUCCAGUGGUUCACACAGCUGGACAUCUGGCAGAUUUAACAGCAUUUGGCACAGUGAUACAUGGAAAUACAACACAAGAGAAGCAUGAGGCAACACUGUGCUCUCAAACAUGGAAUACUCAAGGAAUUCCUGGCAGAGUUCCUGGGGACGUUCGUCUUGGUUUUGUUCGGCUGUGGCUCAGUCGCUCAGACCGUCCUCAGUCGAAACACCCUUGGUGAGCCUCUCACCGUCCACAUCGGCUUCUCUGUGGGACUGAUGAUGGCAGCGUACGUGGCUGGUGGAGUCUCAGGGGGCCAUGUGAACCCUGCUGUGUCUCUGGCCAUGGUGAUUCUAGGCAAACUGAAGAUUUGGAAGUUUCCCUUCUAUGUCAUCGCCCAGUUUCUUGGUGCUUUCGUUGGAGCUGCUGCAGUUUUUGGAUUAUACUAUGAUGCUUUCAUGGACUUCACCAGCGGGAUUCUGUCAGUCACAGGAAUCAAUGCAACAGGUCACAUUUUUGCUUCCUACCCUGCGAGACACCUGUCAGUCCUCGGCGGCUUCAUCGAUCAGGUGGUGGGCACGGGUAUGCUGGUGUUGUGUAUCCUUGCUAUCAUCGAUGGCGGAAACAUUGGAGCUCCUAAAGGCGUGGAGCCGCUGGCCAUCGGGCUGAUCAUCAUGGCCAUCGGCGUGUCCAUGGGACUGAACUGUGGCUACCCCCUGAACCCCGCCAGAGACCUGGGACCCCGACUGUUCACGGCUGUAGCAGGAUGGGGGAUGGAGGUUUUUAGCACUGCAGACUACUGGUGGUGGAUCCCCGUGGCCGGGCCCAUGGUGGGGGGAGUUGUUGCGGCCGUCAUCUACUACCUGCUGAUCGAGCUGCACCACCACCACGACGAGCCCGAGAAGCCCCAAGAGGAGGAGGAGGAGGAGGAAGAAGACGAGGAUGACGAGGACAGCAGUCUGAAGGACAAAUAUGAGAUGAUCACCAUGAGCUAAAAGAGACAUUAACCUCCAGGACUGACUGGUCAGAUUCAGCUGUUUCACUGUCAAUCAGAUGACUAACACCCAGCACACCUUCCAUCUGUAAGGACAGGCUUCCUCUGUCAGUGUGCUCUCUGUGCUAGACCCAUUAAUAGCAGGAUAGGCUGUAGUUACACUUCUGAUUGACGUUAUGCUCUGCAGAGACAAGCUUUUCCAGCUCAGUGAUGGCACCAUUAAAACCUACACGGGUCAAAACACAAAGUAAAAUAACUUAGGAAACUGUUUAGACUGAAAAACUGCAGCCAACACCGGGUCGUCUCCUCUGCAGUUUCACUUUUUAUGUUUUAUGUUUCAUAAACGUGAAAAUCUCAGUCCUGCUUCACAUUGUCAUGACUUUUCAUAUAGAUGUGUUGUAAAUAGCGCCUUGUAAAUAUCCCACUUCAUUUGAAUAUACACUUAACACGCAUGCCAGUUUCCUUUUAGGUUUGCUCCCAUGUUCUUCAGUGGUUGUGAUGCUACCAUCUGUAUAUUCACUUAAAACGUAUUUUUCUUUUCUUUUUUUUGUUGUAACUUGUAAUUAUUUUUCUUCUUUUGCAAA
Messenger RNA from Seriola dumerili (greater amberjack), 1573 nucleotides. Its product is annotated as aquaporin-9-like. Gene Ontology annotation, cellular component: plasma membrane; basolateral plasma membrane. The record is from RefSeq and is a predicted model, not a curated record. The transcript has 6 exons. Lineage: Eukaryota; Metazoa; Chordata; Actinopteri; Carangiformes; Carangidae. Gene Ontology annotation, biological process: water transport; glycerol transmembrane transport. Gene Ontology annotation, molecular function: glycerol channel activity; water channel activity; urea transmembrane transporter activity. Bases 79 to 990 code for a protein of 303 amino acids.